Molecule: messenger RNA, 2049 nt
Organism: Sphaerodactylus townsendi
Lineage: Eukaryota; Metazoa; Chordata; Lepidosauria; Squamata; Sphaerodactylidae
Gene: BROX
Product: BRO1 domain and CAAX motif containing
Exons: 13
Coding region: 406-1641 (411 amino acids)
Source: RefSeq, a predicted model, not a curated record
CCGCCUGUGUCCAAAUAAAAACAGGAAGUGAGACAUAUUGAUGAUGCUUCUUGUUGUGUUCGGAGUCUCGCGGACAUCUCCGUGCGGUCGGGCUUCUGCGCGUGAGCAUAUUUAUUUUUGCGUGUUUAAGUUUCUCUAAUACGGGUGUGAAGGAUCGGGGUGUUGGGCUCCAGGCUCCAUCGGUUCCGAAACACUUCCGCCUCGUUCCCUGUCCCUUGCUUGGGCAAUGAAGGACACGUGACCCGCGGCAUUCUACUUGGUUUACUGUUGCCCAGAAGCAUCGGGCUGCACCAAAGAGGAAAUAUAUAAUCUGCGCGCUUCUCUACCACUUUUGGCUUUCUGGGGGGUAAUUACUCCGUCUCAGGAUUGCUAAAGCUGUAAUCCUGAAGGAAGUACUCAAGGAAAAUGACUCACUGGUUUCAUCGAAACCCUUUAAAGGCUACAGCUCCUGUCUCAUUCAAUUACUAUGGGGUGGUCACCACUCCUGCUGCAACCAAGAUAUGCAAUGAUUUGAGGUUAUCAAGAACACAACUCAUGGAGCUUUUUACAGAUUUGAGUUGUACUCCAGAUAUGAUGAAAAAUUCAACUGAAACUUAUUUUUCACUCUUGAAAGGGUUCAUCAUUUCACUGGAUGACUCUUCGCAAGACAGCAAGUUGAGAUACAUUCAGAAUUUUAAGUGGACAGAUACCUUACAAGGGCAAAUACCAAGUGCCCAGCAAGAUGCUGUAUUUGAGCUUGUUUCCAUAGGAUUUAAUGUGGCUUUGUGGUAUACUAAAUACGCAUCCAGGCUGGCUGGGAAAGAAGACAUAACAGAAGAUGAAGCAAAAGAUGUCCACCGAAGUUUGAAAAUGGCAGCUGGGAUUUUUAAACACUUAAAGGAAAGCUACAUCCCUAAAUUGAUCACUCCAGUAGAAAAGGGGCGAGAUUUAGAAGCCCGACUUAUAGAUUCCUACAUCAUCCAGUGCCAAGCUGAAGCACAAGAAGUGACAAUUGCCCGAGCUAUUGAGUUGAAACACAAUCCUGGUCUAAUAGCUGCUCUGGCCUAUGAAACAGCCAAUUUCUACCAAAAAGCAGAUCAAACACUGUCAAGUCUGGAUCCAGCAUACACAAUUAAGUGGCGAAAAUACCUUCAUUUGAAGUUCUGUUUCUAUAUGGCCUAUGCUUACUGCUACCAUGGUCAAACUCUCCUGGCUGCUGAUAAAUGUGGAGAAGCAAUAAGAUCUCUGCAAGAAGCAGAAAAAUUUUUUUCCAAGGCGGAAGCGUUGUGCAAAGAAUAUGGUGAAACCAAAGGGCCUGGAACUACAGCUAAGCCUUCAGGCCAUCUGUUUUUCAGAAAACUAGGAACCCAAGUGAAAAAUACCUUGGAAAAAUGCCAGCGAGAAAAUGGAUUCAUUUAUUUCCAGAAGAUCCCCCCAGAGGCUCCUCAGUUGGAGCUAAAGGCUAACUAUGGUCUGGUUGAGCCUAUUCCAUUUGAGUUCCCUGCUGUGCAUGCACACUGGACACCAGAAUCCCUUGCUGCAUUUGAUCUCACCAAAAGGCCAAAGGAGGACAGUGCUAAACCGAAGCCAGAAGAGGAAGUGAAACCUGUGAAAGAGCCCGAUAUAAAACCUCAAAAAGACACUGGUUGCCAGAUUUCUUAAACUCUAUAAGUGCAUUGAACAGCCUUGUGAGCUGCUGCAUUUUGCAAACUCUGGGGUUUCACUGUUUACCCCCUUUGCUGAUUUAUUUUGAUUCUUUCAUCCUAAAACAGAGUUCACUACUUUUGAUGUUUUGUAACUGUUAUUCUGGAUUGAGUUUAUGUAGCUUCAUUUCAAAAGGCUAUUGGAAAUGAUCAGAUUAAAACUAGAUGGCAGAUAUUGCUUUAAUUCUUUGUGGGUGAGUUAGAAGUCUAAACAAGAGGAAAGUAUAAGGAAGUCUUGGAAGAUAAUGUAUAAAAACAGAACUGGCUAAAAUGCUUAAGGCAAAGGCACCAGAGAUAUACUUCAAAAACAUAGAGAACUAAGCUGUGAAGCUAAUGAAUGAUGUAAAGAAACUAUAUCAAAAGAGAA